AACAACCAUUGUUUGGUUAAUUUAGCUAACAACCACGCUCAAGUAGGGUUUGUUUACGUUACGUCUUUACGCCCAAUGCCUCAGCCAAUCACUUAUCGCGAGUAAAAAGGCGGGACUCAAAUCAACCAAUGGAUGCAACGAACGCCAAGCAUCUUACAGUACAGUAGCACAAGACAAGGGUUUCCAUCAAGACAAGAGGCACGAAAGUGAAUGAAGAAAUGAAAGCCAUGUCUCCUGAGGAUCCCUUCCAGGACUCUUUAGACGAUGAUCUAGAUGGCUUCUCAGAGCCUGGGAGAGGGAGCAGGAUACGCAGCAGCGUCUACACUAAAACCCUUGAGAUGGAGAGCAACUAUUAUGGAGACUAUGGUGCAACCAUGAACAAAAGUCCCCUGUUGAAAACAUUGAUGGAUGCCGAAGCAGCGGCCAAUUCUGCAGCCAUACAGCUCAUGUCAUUCAAGGAGACACUGGAGGACGAUUUUGCCGACUCAAGACACUCUGCUUCUGAUAACCGGCGGAUGUCAAGGCAGAGAGGCCUUCUGCUGGAGAAGUUGGAGGUUUUUAAACAGAUAAACAAGUCUGUUCGACAGCAACUCCAAGACCUGAAGGAUGCAGAGGCGUCUCGAAUGGAGACAGACAAACACAUCGAUCUCUUACUAAAGAAGCUAACACAAGCUGAGUGUGAUAAUCUGUAUUUGAAAGGAGAUUUGAAUGAUAAAGAAAAAAUUGUAGAAGAACUGAUGGGUUUGCGGAAGAAAGAAAUGGAGUACACAGAGAAUGCGGUCCAUGCUACCAAGUCUGUGGAGACCACACGUGCUCAUCUGCAGGGCCAGCUACGCAGCAGGGAGGCCGACAACAACCGUCUCACUGUGCAGCUCCGGGGUUUGGAGAGGCAGUUGAUGGCACAGAAGAUGGAGAUAGAUAGUCUGAGGGGGGAGAUCUCUGGUGUUUCGGAGAAGGCAGCGCAGGAGAAAGAAGUCCUGAAGAAGGCCACCCGCGCCCAGAAACGGAGGGCCCAGAGGUUCGAAGCUGCUGUGGAUAAAUGCUACACGAAGCUGAGGGAGAAAGAUGUUCAGCUGGCUGAUGUUCAUUCAGAGAGGGACACAUGGAGGAGACAACAGGAGCAGAAGACAGAUGAGGGAGUGCAGCUUGAUGCACAGAUAGGACUGCUAAAAGGCCAAAUAGCAGACAUUACUAUGAAGCUGCAGAAAGAGAGGGAUGAAUUCGCUGCUGCAAAUGAGGUCUUACUCCUAAAAGUGGAAAAACUCAACGCUGAAAACAGAAACAUUGGCCUUGAGAACGCAACCCUCAAGGCGUCCAUCGCUGGGCUGGAACUGCAGCUGGUCCAUUCUGAAGCAGCCCUGAAAGAGGAGAACACUAUCUUACAGGAGAGGAAAGACCAAGCAGAACAGGAUCAGAGUCAGGUGGCAGAGCUUCAAAUGGAGGUGGAUGAUCUGAGAGUAAAGUUGGAGAGUGUUCUGAGGGAAACAGAGAACAUCAGAGAAGGAAGAGAGGCAGAAGUGGAGAAGGUGGAGAGCCAAGGGGAGAAGAUGAGAUCGUCAUUGGACAUGAAAGAGUCUAUCCACGAGGCUAACUCACAGCUACAGCAGAAAGUGGAUGCUCUUCAAAAGCAGAUGGAAGAGCUGCAAGGGGAGAACCAGGGGCUGGUCCGUAGGCUGGCAGGUCAGGAGGACGCUUUACGCUAUAGCAGCAGGCACCUAGAACAGCGCUCAGCAGACUGCCAGGCUCUCAACAGAGAACUGGAGGCCGCUCUGGCCGACGUCAGGCAACAGGUGUCCAAAGUGAAAGACAAAGCUGUUUCCAGAGAAAGUUCCUUUCAGACUAAAAUCCAGGAACUGGAGGAUGAGAAGAGCAGGAGAGCGAAUGAGCUGAAACAGAUUAAACAAAGCAAUCAGUUGGCUGAGAAGAAGUUUGAGGUGCGUCUGAAGGACCUGCAACUCAGCCUGGACCAAUCAGAGAGCCACAAGCAGAGCAUUCAGAACUACGUAGACUUUCUCAAGAACUCUUACGCCACCAUGUUUGACGAAGGACUACCACCGGCAACGUCUAGCUUUGGAUCAUCCUACUUUUUAAAAUGAUAAUUACUCAGAUAUGUGUGUUUGUGGUGUGUUAUGUUUUUAAUAAUGUAUGUGUUUUGGAAAACAAAUGAAUUUGCACAUUGAUUCAUGUUCGAUAAAGAGUCCAUGUUUAUUUUUAUAUCGAUCAGUAACUACUUUUUUCCAUUAUAAAUAGAAUUUCAAUAAAGUUGAUAAUGGAUAUUGUA
Salmo salar (Atlantic salmon) is the source of this 2281-nucleotide messenger RNA. Its product is annotated as protein BCAP. Gene Ontology annotation, cellular component: ciliary basal body; centrosome. The record is from RefSeq and is a predicted model, not a curated record. Gene Ontology annotation, biological process: negative regulation of cilium assembly. Lineage: Eukaryota; Metazoa; Chordata; Actinopteri; Salmoniformes; Salmonidae.